AUGAGGAAGAAAGUGGAUUCCCGCAUCCGCACACUGGUGGAGAACUGCGUGAAGACGCGCCAGAGGUCGCUGUACAUCAUCGUGGGCGACAAGGGGAGGGACCAGGCGAGUGAGGAAGGCGUCGUCAACUUGCACUACAUGCUGUCCAAGACCGUGGUCAAGGCCCGGCCGUCGGUCCUGUGGUGCUACAAGAAGGACCUGUACUUGUCCAGCCACCGCAAGAAGCGCAUGCGCCAGAUCCAGAAGAUGUCCCAGCGUGGUCUGCUUGACCCCGAGAAGGAAGACCCCUUCUCCCUCUUUGUGGCCUCCACCAACAUCCGGUAUUGCUACUACUCUGAGACGCACAAGGUGCUGGGAAACACAUACGGCAUGCUGGUCCUUCAGGACUUUGAGGCCCUGACCCCCAACCUGCUCGCGCGGACGGUGGAGACGGUGGAGGGCGGGGGCUGCAUCGUGCUCCUGCUGUCCACGCUGGAGUCGCUGAGCCAGCUGUACUCCCUGACCAUGGACGUCCACUCCCGGCUGAGGACCGAGAGCCACCAGGAAGUGAAGGGCCGCUUUAAUGAGCGCCUGGUGCUGAGCCUGGCAUCCUGCCCCAAUUGCAUCCUCAUGGACGAUGAGCUCAACAUCCUGCCCACCUCCACCCAGGUGCAAAACAUCCACCCCUUGUCCGCGUCGGUGGGCGCCGAGGCGGCGGGAACCUCGGAGCUCCGGGAGCUGGUGGAGAGCCUGGCCGACACCCAGCCGGCCGGGGCGCUGGUGGGCCGGUGCCGCACGCUGGACCAGGCGCGGGCCGUCGCGACCUUCCUGGACGCCGCCAGCGAGAAGACGCUGCGUUCCACGGUGGCGCUGACGGCCGCCCGAGGGCGCGGGAAGUCCGCGUCCCUGGGCCUGGCCAUCGCCGGCGCGCUGGCGCUGGGGUACAGCAACAUCUUCGUCACCGCCCCCAGCCCCGAGAACCUGCGCACCCUGUUCGAGUUCAUCUUCAAGGGCCUUGACGACCUGGACUACAAGGAGCACCUGGACUACGAUCUGGUCGAGAGCACCAACCCCGCCUUUGGCAAGGCCAUCGUGCGCGUCAACGUGUAUAAGACCCACCGCCAGACGGUGCAGUACAUCCAGCCGCAGCACGCCGCCAAGCUGGCGCAGGCCGAGCUGCUGGCGGCGGCCAUCCCGCUGCCCAUGGUCAAGUCGCUGCUGGGCCCCUACCUGGUCUUCCUCUGCUCCACCGUGAAUGGGUAUGAAGGCACGGGCCGCUCUCUGUCCCUCAAGCUCAUCCACCAGCUGCGACAACAGGGCGCCAAGGUGGAGGGCAAGGCGCCCUCGGCCGAGGACGGCAGCGGGGGCCGCACCUUCCGCGAGGUCAUCCUGCGCGACCCAAUCCGCUACGCCUCGGGCGACGAGGUGGAGAAGUGGCUGAACGGCCUGCUGUGCCUGGACGCCGCCGAGCACAUCCCCAAGCCGCCAGGUGAUGGCGGGAAGGCACUGUACUACGUGGAGCGCGACACGCUCUUCUCCUUCCACGCCGCCUCGGAGACCUUCCUGCAGCGCAUGAUGUCGCUCUACGUGGCCUCCCACUACAAGAACUCGCCCAACGACCUGCUGCUCAUGGCCGACGCCCCUGCCCACCACCUCUUCGUCCUGCUGGGCCCCGUGGCCCCCGACGCGCGCGCCCUGCCCGACGUCCUCGCCGUGGUCCAGGUGGCGCUGGAGGGCGCCAUCUCGGCGCGCAGCGCGCGCGCCUCGCUGGCCGCCGGGCAGCUGCCACAGGGCGACCUCAUCCCCUGGACGGUGGGCCAGCAGUUCCAGGACGCCGACUUCCCCGCGCUGUCGGGCGCGCGCGUGGUGCGCAUCGCCACGCACCCCGAGGUGGUGCGAGCGGGCUACGGCUCGCGCGCCAUGGACCUCCUGCGCCAGUACUACGAGGGCGGCCUGGCCGAGCUGGCCAGCGACGACGAGGGGGGGGCCGGCGGGGGUGCCGGCGGCGGGGCCGCCUCAAGCAGGGCGGCGGCGGGCGACCGGGCCGCGCAAGCAGCCGGGUCGCUGCUGGAGGAAAAGCUGGCGCCGCGCGCCAGCCUGCCCCCGCUGCUGGUCGCUUUGCAGGACCGGCCCGCCGAGUCGCUGCACUACCUGGGAGUUUCCUGCGGCGUGACGCAGGAGCUGUUCAGCUUCUGGCGCCGCGCGGGCUACCGCCCCGUCUACAUCCGGCAGACGCCCAGCGACGCGACCGGCGAGCACACGGUGAUCAUGCUGCGCACGCUGCGCUCGCAGGACCUCGCCUCCGACGCCUGGCUGGACCCCUUCGUGGCCGACUUCCGGUCGCGCUUCGCGGCCCUGCUCCCCGCCGCCUUCCGCGCCUUCCCCCCCGCCCUGGCGCUGUCCGUGCUGGACCCGCGCCUGGCCUGGAGCGAGGCCGAGGUCCAGGCCGGGGUCCAGGGGGGGCUGGCCCUGGCCAAGCUGGACGGGGGGGAGCUGUCGCCCCACGACCUCAAGCGCCUGCAGGCCUACUCGGCCAACCUGGUGGACCACCACCUGAUCCUGGACCUGGUGCCGCCGCUGGCGGGGGCAUACUUUGCAGGGCGACUCCCCGCCACGCUGUCCUACACCCAGGCCGCCAUCCUGCUCAGCCUGGGCCUGCAGCGCCUUGACAUUGCUCAAGUAGAGGAGGCGCUGGGCCUGCCAGCCUCCCAGACCCUGGCGCUGUUCAACAAGGCGCUGCGACGCCUGCACGCCCACCUUCGCGCCGCGAAGGAAGCCGCCGUGGAGAGGACGCUGCCGGCGCCCAAGCCGCUGGCCCUGCUGCCGCACGCCCAGGACCUGGAUGCUGAGCUGGACGAGGCGGCGGCUGCCGUGCGCGCCAGCAGUGCGCCCACCUUCCGGCCCGAGGACGUGGAGGAGUACGCCAUCCGCUUUGGGGAUGCGGACUUGGAGGAGGCCGUGGGCGCCGGCGUGCGGCCAGGGCUGGUGAGCGUGAAGGUCGACGGCGAGAAGACACCCAAGAAGAAGCGGGAGGGAGGCAAGACACCCUCCAGCCGGUCCGGCAUCAAGUCGGGGGGGAAGCGGAAUGGGACCCCUGGCGGACCCAAGUCGCACAAGAAGCAAAAGACGCCAGCCUGA
Molecule: messenger RNA, 3117 nt
Organism: Auxenochlorella protothecoides
Lineage: Eukaryota; Viridiplantae; Chlorophyta; Trebouxiophyceae; Chlorellales; Chlorellaceae
Product: N-acetyltransferase 10
Exons: 13
Coding region: 1-3117 (1038 amino acids)
Biological process (GO): rRNA acetylation involved in maturation of SSU-rRNA
Cellular component (GO): 90S preribosome; nucleolus
Molecular function (GO): tRNA binding; 18S rRNA cytidine N-acetyltransferase activity; ATP binding
Source: RefSeq, a predicted model, not a curated record